Notodromas monacha is the source of this 862-nucleotide messenger RNA. The record is from the annotation of a GenBank genome assembly. NCBI's taxonomy places the organism in Eukaryota, Metazoa, Arthropoda, Ostracoda, Podocopida, Cyprididae.
GUUUUGAGACUGUAUUUUUUCAGAGAUACCCGAAAUAAAGUGAGUGAUCAUGUCGGGGAGUUACUUGGCAGCCGCCGCGGCGAUGUUCGACGCCACUGUAAUUUUUCCCUGGAUGAUCAAGCUAUUUAUGAUCACGGCGUUCGUGAACGUGAUAAGCUCAAUGUACCAGUCCCUGGUAACAGAGGGCAUCAAAUCAGUGGCUCGUAGCGCCAUGCGUACCAUCGGAGUGUCCACUGAGAAGAACGUGAAGCUGAACCACGACACCGCCGUGUUCACCGAGGUCGCCAAGUCCGGCAUCGUCGGGCUCGGCGAAACCUAUGCUGCGGGUUACUGGGAACCCGUGGCCCGACUCGACGACUUCCUGUUCAACAUCAUCGUCAAGUCCGAUGCCCUGGGCUCCUUUUUCGGCAACUAUUGUGUCCGACUGGCUUCAAUGACCAAGACAUACUUUGAUUUCCCAAACGGGUCUCAAAUCCAAGCGCAUCGGUGCACAAAUAACCCGGCCUCAUCAGCAGACGACGACCACGUCGAACCAGAAGCAAUCAGCACGCAAAACAUACUCAUGUCUGGUCUCUGGACCAAAUCCCAAGACCUGGACGAAGCCCUACUGGCCCGCAUGAGCGACAUUGCGGAAAAACUACGCUUGCGACCCGGUCAUCGCGUCUUGGACAUCAACUGCGGCCACGGGGCAUUGGCGUGCUAUUUGGCAGAGAAUAACGACGGGAUUUCCAUUACUGGGAUCGACGGGUCCAGGCAGCAAAUCGAUUCGUCCAGACGCCGGGCCGAAGAGGUCGGAGUAAGCGACCGGACCGAGUUCAUUAAUGGGAACUGGGGCUCGGUGACGAUUGUCAAACUGGCCUAG